This is a messenger RNA of Hepatospora eriocheir, 1638 nucleotides long. NCBI's taxonomy places the organism in Eukaryota, Fungi, Microsporidia, Hepatosporidae. The record is from the annotation of a GenBank genome assembly.
AUGAUAGAAAAAGAAACUAAAGAAGAACUUGAAGAGUUUAAUUGGAAUAAUAGUGAAAUUUACAUUUCAGAUGAUGAAAUAAAAGAAAUAGAAUCGAGGGUGGGUAUAUCUUCCUUAUUUUUUAGAAUUUUUGAAAAAAUAUGUAGUUUUAUUUUUCUUAUUUUAAUUUGUUUAAGAGCGUUAUGGUACCUCUUUAAUUUGUAUAGUAUAUUUGAUAACAAUUUAAAAAUUAAUUUUAUGAUUGAAAGUAGUUUAUUAAUAAGUGGAAUUUUUUUAUUCAUUUCAUUAAUUUUUAACAUAAUAUUGUUUGUAUUUAAAAAAACAAAAUUAUUUUAUACUAUUGAUUAUUAUAUUACAGUAAUCAAAUUGUUUGUUGUAAUAUUGUGGUUGUUAACAUCUUAUUAUUUAAUUGAUUUUAUAUUUAUUGAUAGCAUGAAAUCUUUUAAUCUAAUUAUGAAAAGAUGUAUUGAAAUUGCUAUAUUAUUCACUGUAAUGUUAAUGUUUUUUAGUUUGUUAAUUAAAAAAUUAAAACUUUUAUUUAUCAAAAAAUCAUUAACUAACAAAAUGAAAUAUGUUGAAAAUACUGAAAAAAUAUUAAAGAGAAUACAAUCAUUUAAUAAAAGUUCAACCUUAAUAACACAUAGCAAUGACAGUAUUGUAAAUAUUUCUAGGUUAGAAAGUAGUAAAUCAAUUGAUCUUAUAAAUGAGUCUGAAGAAGGCAUGCUUCUUAAAAAACCAACAUUAAAUAACAUUAAUGAAGCUAUCAACCUAGCUAAAGAUGUAUUUAAAAAACUUUCAACCAACAAUAUUGAUAUAAAUUUUGAAAGUUUUUCUAAAAUAUUUGAAGAUAAACAAGAAGCUUUAGUUGCAUUUGAUUACUUUGAUUAUAGUAACGAUCAAUUAGUUCAUAAAAAGGAAUUUAGAGACACAAUCAUUAAUUUUUAUCAAGAAAGGUUAAUAUUAACUAAAUCACUCAAAUCAGUUAAAAGUUUUUGUAAUGUUAUUGUUAGGUUAAUUUAUGUGAUCAUUUUAUUUAUAAGUUUUUUAUUAAGCUUAAUUAUUCUCAAAGUGUCAAUAACUAAGUUUUUAAGUGUUUUAGCUUCCUCUGGAUUUGUAAUUCAUAUAUUUGGUGCUAAUAUGAUUGAUAAGAUUGUUAAAAGUAUUUUACUACUGAUUUCACAUCCUUAUGAUAUUGGUGAUGAAGUUAUUGUAUCUAAUGAGGAACUUAAAGUUUUUAAAAUGGGAUUAUUAUCAACUUCUUUUAUAAAUAUAGAGGGUCACAUUUUAAAAUUUAAUAAUUCUGAUCUACUCAAUAAUAAGAUAUUUAAUAUGACUAAGGCACCCGAAAAAAUACUCAUAUUUAAUUUUAGUUUACCCUCUGAAAUACCUAAUUCAAAAUUAAUUCAAUUAAAAAAUAAGAUUUAUGAUUUCCUUAAAGAGAAUUUUUUUGAUUAUCAUGAUACUUUCAAAAUAGUAAAUGAAGAAAAAACAGGUUCCAGUAUUAAAAACAUCAGAGCAUCAAUAGUAUUGAAAUGUAAAGGUUAUAAAAAUAAACCAAAAAGAUUUAUGCUUAGAGCUGCAUUUAUUUCAUACUUGUCUCAGAUUUGUCAAAACCUUAAAAUUAGUUUAGAUCACUAA